Molecule: messenger RNA, 892 nt
Organism: Protobothrops mucrosquamatus (brown spotted pit viper)
Lineage: Eukaryota; Metazoa; Chordata; Lepidosauria; Squamata; Viperidae
Product: major histocompatibility complex class I-related gene protein-like
Exons: 4
Biological process (GO): immune response
Cellular component (GO): external side of plasma membrane
Source: RefSeq, a predicted model, not a curated record
AUGCUGCUCCGCUCUGCGCCCGUCUGGCUCCUGGGGGCGGCUCUCGGGCUGCUCCUGCUGCGGGGCUUCUCCUGCGGCUCUUCCAAGCACUCUCUCUGUUAUUCCUACCUGCAAGUGUCAGAGCCCAGCCAGGGGCUACCUCAGUUUCUCUCCAUGGUCCACCUGGACAACCAGCCCAUCGCUCGCUAUGACAGCCUCACGAGGGAGAUGGAGCCUUUGGUGCCUUGGAUGGAAGGGGUGGAGGUGAAGAACUUUCUGGAGCCUGACUGGGUGUUCAGGGCUGACCUGGAGAGUGUGCAGAAUGAAGGGCUUCACACCUGGCAGGCAAUUUUGGGCUGUGAACUCAGGGAAGAUGGGAGCCGAGAAGGCUAUUUCCACUACGGCUACGAUGGGAUGGACUUCAUCAGUUUCGACAAGGAGACCCUCAGAUGGGUGGCAGCUCAGCCCCAGGCCGAGAAGAUCAAGGAGAAGUGGGAGGAUGAUCCAAGAUGGUCCCAGGGAAAUAAAGUCUACCUGGAAGAGAACUGCACUGAGUGGCUGCAGAGAUACCUGUCUUAUGGGAAGAAGGCUCUGCAGAGAUCAGAGCAUCCAGUGGGGAAGGUGACCCACAAGACCGCCAGUGACAACGUGGAGGUCCUCAUCUGCCAGGCCUUUGGCUUCUACCCCAAGGAGAUCCAGGCCACCUGGAUGAGGGACAGAGAGGUCUGCCAGUACGAGACCCUCCAUAGGAACGUGGCCCCCAACUCAGAUGGGACCUACUAUGUCUGGCUCAGCAUUGAUAUCGACCCCAAGGAGAAGGACCACUACUGGUGCCGUGUGAUGCCUGCUGACUUACAGGAGCCCCUGGUCUUGGCCUGGAAGGAAGAGCCUGAUGAGAAACUGCAACAUCCAG